This is a messenger RNA of Siniperca chuatsi (mandarin fish), 1908 nucleotides long. Its product is annotated as G-protein-signaling modulator 1. The record is from RefSeq and is a predicted model, not a curated record. The transcript has 6 exons. Gene Ontology annotation, biological process: regulation of inflammatory response. Gene Ontology annotation, molecular function: protein binding; GTPase regulator activity. Bases 370 to 1455 code for a protein of 361 amino acids. Lineage: Eukaryota; Metazoa; Chordata; Actinopteri; Centrarchiformes; Sinipercidae.
UAAGGACUAUGCAAUUAAUAUUAGAUCUAAUUAAAUACAAUGGAGUUUAUGUGCUCUAUUGUCAUCCUACACUGCUAAGCCUAGUUACAAGCAUCAACAGAGACUUUCAGAUUAGGUGCUUUUUAAUUUCUGUGGUUUAACGCGAUAAUCUCACUUAGACAGCUUCUCUCACUUGUCUGACUCUACUUCUCGUUUUAGCAGCAAGUCAACAGGAUGUGUGCCAAAACCACAACAGAGUCAGAAGAACUGUGCGCCUGUUUCAGCAUGUUGCAACAAGAAAAGUGACACGCCAAAAAUGCUGUGCUCCGACUGUGGUGAAUUCAAGAGAUGAUACUUUGAGGACACGAAGUUCAAAACAUAACGGGUUUGAUGUCAAGAUUAAUGGACUGCACAGAGAUCAAAGUUGAAAUGGCUGAAGAGGGGCUGCUGGAACGUCUCGUUAUCACCGAAGAGGGAGAUGUAACUGAGGGUGUCAUUGAAAGAGGGGCAGCGAGUAGUUCAGUUGUCAUCGCACAGAGCUGCAGUGGAGAGUCGGCUCUGAAAAAGGAAGAGGAACAUACAGGAGAUAUAGCAAGUAAAAUGUGUUUAGAAGAGCAGAGCCUGGAAAAACAACAAGCCAACGCAGAGGACGACCAUAUAGGAGAGGUUGUUGUGAAUGAAAAGGACAAACAAGAAGAUGAUAAACCAGAGAAAACUGAGAACAUGAAUGAUGGACAAAACAGAGGUGAUAGGGAGAAUGAAGGGCAGACACUUGAGAUGAUGAGGAUUAAUGAAAAACAUGAGAAACCCAGUGACACAGAGGAUGAAAAGGUGACACAAAAUUACCCUCAAGUGGACAUAAAGAGGUUAAAUUCCUCUGGGCAACAACCUGAAGGAACAAAAAGCCAAGAGGAGGAUCCAAAAAAGGCUCACCGGUUAACCCCUGACUUCCCUGAGGCACUGUAUGAGCUGCUCUGCACCCUUCAGGAGGGGAGACGGCUCAAUGACCAGCGCUGCUCCUUCAGGCUGGAGAGUGGGAUGAGGAGGCGGAGGUGCCACUCUGAGCCCAACACCACCAAACCAGCCAACAGAGUCAUCUUUUCCUCCAUGACUUCACUGCAGAAAGAGGAGUUUUUUGAGCUGGUGGCCACCACUCAAGCUCGCCGAUUGGAUGACCAGAGGGCGCAGCUCGAAAGGUCUCAACCGCCAAAACCAAAAGGCAGAAGUUUCAGAGGGAGCAUAAAGCAACUCUCUUUCGUGAAAAAGCCUGCGCCAGUUCCUGUGCCUGUGCCCGUGCCCAAAGAGGAUCUGUAUAAUAUGAUCCUCACAACACAAGCCCAGGGCAGGCUGGAGGACCAGCGCAGCAGGGCUCCUGGUCCCAUGGACGAUGAUGACUUCUUUUCCCUGCUCCUGAGGGUCCAGGGAGGUCGCAUGGACGAGCAGAGGACUGAAUUACCGUGCAUGCUGAAAACCUGAGAUGAAAAACAAAAAACUGUGGAGCUACAUCGGGAGCCAUCCAGUAUUAUAGCCUUUUUAGUCUGAUUUCGUGUUAAAACAGGGGUUUUUUGUUGAUCCUGAUGCUUUAUUUAAGGGAAUUGCUUUCCCUCUUGAUAGUGGUGGUCAGCGUUAAAGCUGUUGAGAUUGUAGCAAAAAUGUUAAUGUUUGAGCAACAGAGCUUUUAAUGUGACUUGAGGGCCGUUUCUGAUGAGAUUGUGAAGUUUACUGCUAGUUAGGUAGUUUUUUCUUUCCAGGUAAAUAGGAUCAGUAUAUGUGCUUUCUUAUUUCACCAAAUUUUGGAUUUUAUUGAGUGUCUGCGAUAAGUGGUUGAAUGAUUUUGUGUGUGACGGAGAUAAUAGCUCCAAGGCCACACAGUGCUUGACUGUAUAUGGAUAAUUCUCCUCCAGAAAAUAAACAAAAAUGUAUAUCUGA